AUGGCUUCCACUACCAAGAUCAUCACCCUCUUCGUGACCCUGACUGCCAUGGCAUCCGCCAGCUGGGUCCCUCUCUUCGCUUUGAUGGCCGGUUCGGCCCUCACCCACGCCUGUCCCAUCCCCAGCAACAGCACCGGAGUCGAUGCUAUUGUCUCAGGCAUGACCACCCUCGCACUCGACUACGUGGCCUUCCAGAACGGAGUCCGGCAUUUCAACGGCACCCAAGAUCAGUACGACAAUGGUCUGUAUGGGGAGAUCACCGUCGAAAAGGCCAUCAAAUAUGUCACCGAGGUGACUAUUGCCUCGGAUGCACUCAACGCCAAUGAGAGCCAGCAGGUUCUGAAUGCCAUGAAGCUUCCUUAUCCUACUUUUAUGCAGGAGUUGCUGCACGAUAUAGCAACCAUGGCCCCACCCAUCGCCAGACUCAACAAGACAGCAGACGUGAUUGCCAUCAUCCAGGGCUUGAACAAAAUCACCGAUCAACUUACCGGGGCGGUGCAGAAGAAGGUAGUUCCAGAUGUAGCAAAAAAGGUGGCUAAUGGACAGAUGUGGGUGGAUAAGUUGUUUACGGAUACCAUUCGUGCAUAUCAAAUGUGA
Molecule: messenger RNA, 597 nt
Organism: Aspergillus sclerotioniger CBS 115572
Lineage: Eukaryota; Fungi; Ascomycota; Eurotiomycetes; Eurotiales; Aspergillaceae
Exons: 2
Coding region: 1-597 (198 amino acids)
Source: RefSeq, a predicted model, not a curated record